Messenger RNA from Salvelinus namaycush (lake trout), 2017 nucleotides. RefSeq names its product sphingosine 1-phosphate receptor 4-like. The transcript is spliced from 2 exons. NCBI's taxonomy places the organism in Eukaryota, Metazoa, Chordata, Actinopteri, Salmoniformes, Salmonidae. Gene Ontology annotation, biological process: G protein-coupled receptor signaling pathway. Gene Ontology annotation, molecular function: sphingosine-1-phosphate receptor activity. The record is from RefSeq and is a predicted model, not a curated record. Gene Ontology annotation, cellular component: membrane. The coding region runs from base 270 to 1475 and encodes 401 amino acids.
AAUAGAGUAGUGCAGAUGUGUUCUAUCAGCCCACACAGGGGAUGGCCUUCCACACAGCAUCACUACCAACAGUAUCUCUGCACAUGUGGGUUGUGAGACAGCAGAGCUCCAGUGGAGAGAGUGUGUUAGCCUGAGUCGGGGCCCGGGGCCUACUGCAGGAGUUCUACACGCAUCCAAGUCUUGCCUUAUCCAGCCCAAUCCAGCCAUUUUCUGACCUGCCAAGCCCAGCCGAACACAGCACAGCACAUCAAGCUCUGCACAACCCAGCCAUGGAUGCCCUGUCCUCCCUGAGCUCCUCAACCUCCUGCCCCUACCUGUACCUCUGGAGUAGCAACAUCACCAACAACAGCAGUAGAAGCAGUAUUAGCAACAAUGUGAUCCUUGAGCACUACAACCACACAGGGCGCCUGCAGCACCGCGGGCCCCGCCAAGGUGGCCUGAGCUUGGGCGCGUUCCUCUCCCUCUUCAUCAGCAUCCUCAUCAUCCUGGAGAACCUGCUGGUCCUGGUGGCCGUGCUCUCAAGGAUCCGCAACAGCCACCGCUGGGUCUACGUGUGCAUCGCCAACAUCACCCUCAGCGACUUGCUGGCCGGGGCGGCCUACGUGGUCAACAUCUGCAUGUCUGGCAGCCAGACGUUCAGACUGAGCGCAGCUCUGUGGCUGUUCAGGGAAGGGGUGAUGUUUGUGACCUUGGCUGCCUCUAUCUUCAGCCUGCUGCUGAUAGCAGUGGAGCGCUACACCACUAUGAUGAAGCCGCUGCACCAGAAGUCAGCCAGGAAGACAUGUCGUAUCUACGUCCUGGUGGCGCUGUGCUGGAUCCUGGCCUUCGCCAUCGGCUUUCUCCCCCUGCUGGGAUGGAACUGCGUGUGCAGCCUGGAGAGCUGCUCCACCCUGCUGCCGCUCUACUCCAAGAGCUACAUCUUCUUCUCUCUGCUCAUCUUCUCCCUCAUCCUGCUGGCCAUCGGCGUGCUCUACGGCGCCAUCUACUGCCACGUGCGCAGCAGCGCCAAGGUGGGAUCCCAGCGCAGCCGCAAGCGAUCCCUGGGGCUCCUGAAGACGGUAAUCUCCAUCGUGGGUGUGUUCAUCAUGUGCUGGGGCCCUCUGUUCGCCCUGCUGCUCCUGGACUUUUUCUGUGUGUCGCGGCAGUGCGCGCCCCUCUUCAGUGCCGACUGGGUCAUUGCUCUGGCCGUGCUCAACUCUGCUCUGAACCCUGUCAUCUACGCCCUGGGUAGCACAGAGCUGAGGAAGGCCAUCGCAGGGCUGCUGUGCUGCUGCUGCCUUAGGGCAGGCCUCUGUCACCCUGAUGCCUUCGUGUCCAAGGAGACCAGCAGCACGGGGAGCACCAGGCAUAGUAGCCUGAGGAACAGUUUCAAUAAGGUCAGGAGUUUCAGUAUCAGCCCCCCGCCUGCACCCAAGGCCCCCAAGAAGAGCCGCCUCAGCUCCACCACCAGCUGCCUGUCUGUGUCGAGCGGUUAGACCACAAAGGGCUGCCUGGGGCAGACGUAGAUGUGAAAGAGAGCUCUCUUUGUGUCUGUGUGUGUCUGUGUGGGUCUGUGUGGGUCUGUGUGGGUCUGUGUGCGGGUGUUGGAAUUUAGAGAAAGCCCGCUAGCACAAGGGUAGUAGAAACAGGGUAGUAGAACAUGUAUCUCAUUGGCACAACUAUGAAGAUACAGCCUUGUUACAGCCUAGAUACAAGCAUGAUACAGCCAUGAAGAAACAGCCUAGAUACAAGCAUGAUACAACUAUGAAGAUACAGCCUACAUACAACCAUGAUACAACCAUGAUGCAACAUGAUACAGCCAUGAUACAGCCAUGAUACAACUUUAAAGAUACAGCCAUGAUACAACCAUGAUACAGCCUUGAUACAGCCUUGAUACAACUAUGAAGAUACAGCCUUGAUACAGCCACAAUACAACCAUGAUACAGCUUUGAUACAAGGCUAACGGUUUUCUCUGUUAUUAGUUUUGUUCAUUUUUUUGCCUUGUCAUCAGAUCAGGACCUGGCACAUGCUGAUUAAA